AUGAAGCGCAUAGCCCAUUUACCAGUGCCCUCGCGAUGCCGGGGCGCCUCCUCUUCGUUCCUCCAGAGUUGCCCCCAUCUCGUACGAUGCCUGCAAACCUCGACGUCGGCCUUCGCAACGGUGCAGCCCCUCACGGCCUCGGGGCCGCCACCGAAAGUUCCAGUCCCGAGCGCUGAGCACGUCGACGCGAGGGUUACCCGGCGGAAGAAGCAGGCGGAGCUGCUCAAGAGAGGGAUGGACCUGAAGGCUAUCGCCGGCGGCGCGGGGGGUGGCAGUGCGAAGACGAAGCGGUUUUGGAGAGAGGUACAUGUCAAGGGGGCUGAUGAAGGUCUGCAAAUCCACCUCGACACACGUCCCCUCCGUCGCCCGUCCAAAACUAUCCUCACAAUUCCUCCCUCCAAGCCCGCGCUCGCGACCGCGAUAGCCCUCGAAUGGGACCUCUUGACCUCGGCACAGCAAGCGCUGCAACAACACCUCAUCCCACUCACAUCCCUCGUAUCCCGCGCGCUGGACAUCGCCGACGAAGAUGCCUCCACCUCUUCAGGCGCAGGACCCAUCCGCACCGGUAUCACCACAAGCCUGAUGCGCUACCUCGAUACUGACUCCCUCCUCUGCUGGGCCCCCGAAGCCGUGGCCGACCCGCCGGGCUACGAGAGGCACGAGAGCAGGGAAGCGGAGGGGCUGAGGAGUAUACAGAAACGCCACGCGGUGCCCAUCAUCUCGUACCUCACGGAGAAGGUCUGGCCCGGUGUGGAAAUCGUCGAGAUCCUCGACGAGGAUUCCAUCAUGCCAAAGGAGCAACCGCGGAUGACGAGGGAUGUCAUCCAAGGCUGGGUCAUGGGGCUGCCGGCUUUUGAGCUGGCGGGACUGGAGAGAGCUGUCCUGGCCGGGAAGGGGCUGCUGGGCGCCGCCCGGCUGGUGGUCGAGUGGAGCGAGGACUUGGGGCAUCUGAGGGCGGGCGCUCAGGGCGCGGGGGAGAAGUUUGGGGUUGAGGAGGCGGCGAAGGUGGCGAGUUUGGAGGUCGAUUGGCAGACUGGGAUGUGGGGCGCGGUGGAGGAUACGCAUGAUGUUGAACGGGAAGAUGUCAGGAGGCAGCUGGGGAGUGUGGUGCUGCUCGUUUCGGGGGAGAAGGCUCAGUGA
This is a messenger RNA of Drepanopeziza brunnea f. sp. 'multigermtubi' MB_m1, 1140 nucleotides long. RefSeq lists its product as uncharacterized. Lineage: Eukaryota; Fungi; Ascomycota; Leotiomycetes; Helotiales; Drepanopezizaceae. Gene Ontology annotation, biological process: mitochondrial proton-transporting ATP synthase complex assembly. The record is from RefSeq and is a predicted model, not a curated record. Gene Ontology annotation, cellular component: mitochondrion.